Messenger RNA from Hymenoscyphus albidus, 1947 nucleotides. Lineage: Eukaryota; Fungi; Ascomycota; Leotiomycetes; Helotiales; Helotiaceae. The record is from the annotation of a GenBank genome assembly.
CGGCAGCAACUUGCAGGUGGCCAAAAAGAUAUGGGGGCAAGAGCGAACGGCGUUUUUGGCAUCCUUCGGCCACCGUUGGCGGGGUGAAUGUGCCGCCGCAUACGAGUACUCGUACUUGCCCGCGCGGGGAUAUCGAAAAGUUAAAAAAAUAUUCUGCACCAGCAGUCAUUUUCUGUCACCUACAACAACAUUACAUCACCAUCACCAUCGCUCUCUAUCUCUCCCUCUUUCUCAAUACGUAGAGACUCUUAGGUAUUUUCCCAAUUCCAAAACGUCUCGCUUCUUCUCCUUCUCCUCCCUCUUCUACCGAUCCUCCUCUCUACCCCCCACCUGUACCCGCCGCCAGGUCAGACACGCAGCCAGUCUCAUACCAACUUUUCCCUGCGCAUCACGGUACUCUUUCACCUCAAAAUACUUAUACUCGGAUUUUCUAGGUACUACUAGAACUACCACUUCCAACAAGAUGUCAGAAAUCGCCCACCCCACCAUCAAGGGUAAGUCUAAACGACCAGCCCGCCGGGCAAAGCCUCUUCUUUCCCCCCCAGCACGAAAUCUCUUUUCUCUUGGUCAGCUCGGCGGCUUCGCUGCAGAUGCCGUUCUGCCAUCCAUCCCAACCUGAGCCACCGACAGACACCACCAUGCUAUCAUGGGGCGAGGCCUGAUCAAUCGUCUGAUUCGGUGUCCAUCUGCAGUCAUUCGCAUGGCCCGCCGAUCCAACCGAUACCCAAUAAUACUCCUCCUCUUUACCCGGCAUUUCUUAUUCCCAACACUCUCACAAUAGUUACGCUGACAAACGACAUUCUUCAGAUGGCUGGUUCCGCGAGAUUUCCGAGAUGUGGCCCGGUCAGGCAAUGACCCUCAAGGUCAACAACAUCAUCCACCACGAAAAGUCCCAAUACCAAGACGUCCUCAUCUUCGAAUCCAGCGACUACGGAACUGUCUUGGUUUUGGACAAUGUCAUUCAAUGCACCGAGCGAGAUGAAUUUGCUUACCAGGAGAUGAUUACCCAUUUGGCCAUGAACUCACACCCAGACCCAAAGAAAGUCCUUGUCAUUGGAGGAGGUGAUGGAGGAGUACUACGUGAAGUCAUCAAGCAUGACUGCGUUGAGGAGGCUAUCCUGUGCGACAUCGAUGAGGUGUGUGCUGACUCCUCGUGAUUGCCAUGCAUAUCUGACAUUAUCCAUUUAGGCUGUUAUUCGACUUUCCAAGCAAUACCUUCCAGGCAUGGCAGUCGGAUUCCAAGACCCAAGAGUCAAGGUACAUGUUGGAGAUGGAUUCAAAUUCUUGGAGGAGUACAAGAACGAGUUUGAUGUCAUCAUCACCGACUCAUCUGAUCCAGAAGGACCCGCAGAGAGUUUGUUCCAGAAGCCUUACUUUGAGCUACUUUUCGGCGCUCUUAAGGAGGGUGGAGUCAUUACCACACAAGGUUGUACGUUUUCCUUUAUUUGCGUGAAUUUGGUCGUUUUUUUGUUGUAGAUAUAUUUCCUUUGGUGGUUGUUUUACCCCUCAAUUACCCCGCAUUUCGGCAUCGCUUUUUGGGGGGUUUAUGACAGGUUUUGGCGUUGGCAUGGGCACUGGCAUUGGCGUUGGCGUUUGGCGUUCUCGUCUAUUCUUGUUUUGAUUUUCAACUCUUAUUUCAUUUAUUUGAAACACAUGCUAACUUAUACAGCCGAGAACCAAUGGCUUCAUCUCCCACUCAUCACCAAGUUGAAGAAGGAUUGCAAGGAGGUAUUCCCUAAUGUCGAGUACGCAUACACCACCAUUCCAACAUACCCAUCUGGUCAAAUCGGCUUCAUGGUUUGCUGCAAGGAUGCCAACCGAGAUACCAAGACUCCAUUGAGAACCUGGCCCGCUGAGAAAGAGGAGACCAUCAACCGUUAUUACAAUGCCGCUAUCCACAAGGCAAGCUUCGUCCUUCCAAAUUUUGCUAGAGCUGCCUUGAGAUGA